Messenger RNA from Kuraishia capsulata CBS 1993, 1788 nucleotides. RefSeq lists its product as uncharacterized. NCBI's taxonomy places the organism in Eukaryota, Fungi, Ascomycota, Pichiomycetes, Pichiales, Pichiaceae. Bases 1 to 1788 code for a protein of 595 amino acids. The record is from RefSeq and is a predicted model, not a curated record. The transcript has a single exon.
AUGACCGAGCCGUCAACACACCGCAACAGGCUCCCGAUCGUCUUGCUCGAGUUUAGCGACGGUAGGAGCGAAAAUAUUACCAUAGAAUUCGGUGAAAGAGGCGAGCCCGAUGAUCUGCUGAUCAGUACGACAGACCGUCCCGUUUCGGAGUCGUUGUUGGCUCCAGAGCUUGGAGAGAACUCUGAAACCACCGAGCCAAGCGCCGAAACAAGGCCAAAUCAUGACGCCACGGCGGACACACCACAGAAUACCAGCCAGAAUGAGCAAACGAAUAAUGAAACUGCAUCAACAGCUGCGGACUCUUUGAAUCCAGCCGAGGGAGUUUCCAUCGGCGCUUCCACCGCCAGAAUGUUGGAGCGUCUCAUGAGAUCCGAUAUCGGCAACACAAGCGAGAGUCCCAACUCGCCCUCUCCCGGUACUGAUUCUAACGCCACAAGUGCCUCAAGAACAGAUAAUGCCUCGCGAAACAUCAUUCUUACAGUCAACUACGUGUACUCGGCGGCUGCAGCGGCGACUGCUACAGCAACAUCCAUGCCAUCCACGGAGCCUGGAACUAACCGGUCGGGUUCUCUGGUUUUGCACGUGCCCAAUAUCCCUACUGAUCAUGAUGAGGAGAGCAUCCAGGUGUUGAUACGACUAGCUACCUCGAUCGCCUUCCGCACCAUUGCCUCGGCACUCAAACGCCAUGCCGGGGUUUCCACCGAGACAUUUGAGUCGUUUCCGGUCAAGAAGUUGACGUCUUUGACUGAGACAACCUGUCCAAUCUGCUACGAUGAGUUUGUAGAGGCUGAUGUGACAUCGAAUAAACGCAAACGAGCUCAUGAAGACGACGAAGACGAGGACGAGGGCGAGUCGCAUCCGCGGAAAUCGAGAACACGUGCUAACGGGUCUGUCCGCUCGAAUCCUACGGCAUUCCAUCCAGCAUCUUCUCCUACGGCUAAACCUGUGGAUCUAUACACCCAUUCUGCUGUGGAAAUGCCUUGCCACCACGUCUUUGGCCGCUCAUGUCUCUUCGAAUGGCUACGUACCAACGACACCUGCCCUCUGUGUCGUGAUCGGGUUGCCACGCAUUCCGGUGAUUCGCAGUCUGCUCUGACGGCCAAUGUCACCACUCUCAGUUUGCCUAAUCUGGCUUCGGUGGUACGCGAAAACCAAAAUCUGAUCUCCAGCUUUUCCAACCGGCCCAUGAACUUCCUGGUUCCCCGGCCCGAAGAAGGCACUAUACCCGGGCCUACUGCCACCAGAAAUGCGGAGGCUUUGCCUGCAGUUGGGGGUGGUGGGCUCCUUACCGGUGCGUUUGCAGGACUCGGUCUGAUGAGACGGUUUGUUGAGUCUAUACGAGCCGCUAAUGCUGGAAAUGCCGAGGGAACUCGCGACGGAAUGCGCAACAUGAUGGCCAUCUUUGCCACAAGCUCGACGGCAGACUCGGCUAAUGCUACCAAUGAAACGGGACAAACAGCCCGACCAGAGACUCAAUCAGAGAACCAACCAGAGACCCAACCAGAGACCCAAUCAGAGACUAAUACGAACGCUGAAUCGGCAAGGAGACAGUCCAGGAGGGAAGUUCUGUCCAGAUUGCUGGCUGAACGCACAAAUGCUGCUGAAUCUCCCCAGGAACUAUUCUCAGUAGGAGUUGCCAGUCGCAGGACCGACGAUGGCGUGGUGACCGUUCCCGUCAACCCAAGAACCAAUAAUCACGAUAUCCUAGACGAUUCCAUGAUUAGCGAAUGGCUCUACGACACGCCGCAUGCGAGGUCUGGCAGGAGAAGGAGAGACCGCCGGAGUUGA